ACGCGCACUGGAGGAAGACAUCCGAUCAAAACAUUUCCUGGUUUAUCCGGUUUAUUCCCUCGUCCGUGUGUUAUAUUACUGACGAAUUGGUGAUUUUACAUUUAAAGUCACCCAUGGGCUAUUAGGAGUCCUGAAUGUUGUUGUAGCCCCAGAUGCGGUAAGGAUCCUGGGAUGAACUUGCGGAGAACAUGCGUCCUUGUCUCUACCACGGCCUUUGUGCUGCUUCUCUUACUGCUGUAUGGAGGUCUGGGCUCGGUGCUUCGGGCCUCCAGCGCCGCUUUAAGGGACUACCAGCUGCUCGGUAGUCCGCUGUACAAGCUCGACCUGACGUGGCCCCGUAACCCCGAGCUCUUCACCGGCGCAGUGUUCGCGGUUGCGGUAAACCAGUAUGCCGGUUUGGUGUACGUCGCGCAGAGAGGUGACAAUGUGCCCAAGAUGCUGGUGUUCAGCACAGAUGGACAUUUGCUGAUGUCAUGGAACAGCAGCACUCUGGAGAUGCCCCAUGGCAUUUUUGUGGCUGAUGCAGCUACGCCCAGCCCGAGUGUGUGGGUCACCGAUGUGGGUACAGGGCCAUACGGACACUGCAUCAAACAGUACUCUCCGUCAGGAAAACUCCUGCAGGUCCUGGGCACUCCAGGUCAGCCUGGCUGUGGGGUCAGCCCUCUGCAGUUCGACCAGCCUGCUGAAAUCUUUGUGCACACAUCUGGAGAGAUCUACAUAGUGGAUGGAGAUGGGGGGAUGAACAACCGCCUCAUCAAACUGUCCCCGGAGCUGGAGGUCCUGUGGAUGCAUGGGGAGAAGGGGCAGGGCCUGGCACAGUUCUACAUUCCCCACAGUGUAACCGUGGAUGCUGCUCAGAGGGUGUGGGUGGCCGACCGCGGCAACAAACGCAUUCAAGUUUUUAACUCUGUCACUGGGGAGUGGCUUGGUACAUGGGGCAGCUGCUUCACUGAGGAUGCACCUUACUCUGUGCGCAUAACCCCCGACAAGAAGCACCUAGUAGUAGUGCAGCUCAACACCAACCAACUGUCAGUGUUAGAGGCGCCUCCUGUGGGUAUGAUUGGUCAGUGUAGGGUGGAGAGCGUGAUCCAACUGGGGGAGGACACAAAGCCUCACCUGGUGGACCUGGAUCUGAAGACAGGAGCUCUGUAUGUGGCAGAGAUCGGAGCUCAGCAGGCCCAGAAGUUCACCCCGUUCAGCCUGGGGGGAAGUCUGCUGUAGGGGCUCAGUGGAGGAUAGGGUUGGCCAAUUUGUAAAAGUUUAUUUUCAGUUACAUUGGUAUAAGAGUAAUACAGUAUGCAUACUCUUAGUAGGUGUUAGGUGGUUGGCAUGCCGACUGUGAUAUAGGCUUGAAUGCAAAUGUACAGGACGCCUGGCUUCAGGUGCAGAGAUAAUCAAAUCCGAUAAUAAUCAUGAUAAUCAUCAGAGUCAAUCCUUUCACACCUCCUCAGCUCACUUCCACAGCUCUGUUGCGUCUAUCUGGGUCUCACCAAAGUGAAGUUUCAUUUUCCUGGUUGUCUUUGGGGAGAGGCAUGUCCUCACUGUGUGGCUGUAUCGCACUAGAUCAUUUAGUAACAUUAGUAACCUGAGUUUCACUUGUUCAUAUUAUGAAACCUGUUUGGGAGCAUUAUUUGCACUGGCACAGAUGCUCUUGUGAGUCACUGUGUAUAUCCUUAAGGCUUUUUUUUACUGUUCUUACACAUGUGCACUGCACUGGAAAAAAAUGUUCUCUUGUUUUUUGUGUUUUUCUAAUUUAAAAUUGAUUUUGAAUAUUUUAUUUUUGUAUUUCAUCUCAUCAUGUAUAAUAUUAAAAUGUAUGUAUAAAUUCCUACCAAUAAAAUUAUUACAUAACAAUAUAAUUGUAUUGUUCUCACAUGUGGUGUGCAUGUUGCAUAGACAACAAUAUAGUUGGUCCAUCACUGUACAAUACCAGACAUAAAUAUAAACUCAUUAAUAUUUUAGAUUGUUUUAAAGAGCACAUGGCUAAAAAGACUAAUUUAACAUUCAAUUUAAAGUAUAUAUAGAUAUAUAUCACCCCAAAAAUAUUAAGCCUAGAUAUUGUAAAUUAUAUCCAGUCUUAGAACUGCACCAGGGAUAUAUUCUUACUUAAACAACUCCAGGAUAUGAACAGAAGGGGGCGCACUAUCAAGGCUAAAUUUAAAACCCAUCCUUGACUAGUUUUAAGUGACUCCUCGUGUAUUCUAAUUCCUAAUUUACACACAAUAUGUAAUUUCAUUCUGUAGUCAAUGCAUUGAGUCAGUUUGAUCAGGUUUCCAUUUGUGAUUUACUGUACACAGAAUACACAGCAUUAUUUUUGUAUUCAUCAUAUAUAAUCCUAUAUAUGAACAAAAGUGAUUUAAUCAGACAUGAGAAUAGGCC
This is a messenger RNA of Periophthalmus magnuspinnatus, 2379 nucleotides long. Its product is annotated as NHL repeat-containing protein 3-like. The transcript is spliced from 3 exons. Gene Ontology annotation, molecular function: protein binding; ubiquitin protein ligase activity; translation repressor activity. Lineage: Eukaryota; Metazoa; Chordata; Actinopteri; Gobiiformes; Gobiidae. Gene Ontology annotation, biological process: proteasome-mediated ubiquitin-dependent protein catabolic process; negative regulation of translation; protein polyubiquitination. The record is from RefSeq and is a predicted model, not a curated record. Bases 172 to 1221 code for a protein of 349 amino acids.